Centropristis striata (black sea bass) is the source of this 9493-nucleotide messenger RNA. It is a transcript of the gene dspb, whose product is annotated as desmoplakin-B. Gene Ontology annotation, cellular component: cytoplasm; cytoskeleton; intermediate filament. Gene Ontology annotation, molecular function: structural molecule activity. The record is from RefSeq and is a predicted model, not a curated record. The coding region runs from base 199 to 7731 and encodes 2510 amino acids. NCBI's taxonomy places the organism in Eukaryota, Metazoa, Chordata, Actinopteri, Perciformes, Serranidae. Gene Ontology annotation, biological process: wound healing; skin development; cell-cell adhesion. The transcript has 28 exons.
CAGUUUUUUUGGCAGGUUGGGGAGGGACAGAGAGGUGUGGUCACCAGCCUGCAAAACCGAGCCUCCCCUGCAGUUUGGUUGCAGUCUGCACUAGAGGGACAGAGGGACCGGGCGGACAGGUGGACAAGAGCACUACCUGUUUCCCCCGGUGGCUUCUUGCAGAGUGGCUUUGGCUGCCGUUUCCGCGUCUAUUUGAGUAUGUACGGCUCUCAAAAGGACCUCAACGUCACCCUCCGGCCCAGAGGCGACCGGACCCCGCAGAUAGGCAAUAAUGGAUACACUGAAAUAUACAGCGGCUUUUCUAAGACCUCCAUGGGAGGCGGCGGGGGCACCAUGUCGAGCAACAUGGGAGGCGGCAUGAUGAGCGGCAUGUCGAGCGGAAUGCUGAGCGGAAUGCCGAGCGGCAUGUCGAGCGGAAUGCCGAGCGGCAUGGGAGGCGGCAUGGUGAGCGGCAUGUCCGGCAGCAUGCGAGGCGGCAUGGUGAGCGGCAUGUCCGGCAGCAUGGGAGGCGGCAUGGGAGGCGGAAUGAGUGGCUCCGGCUCCAUCCACCAGAGGGCCAUGUUCCUGCAGGGGCAGUGCCAGGACUACCUGAAGAAAGCAGAAUACUCCCUUCAGACUGGCGGUGCACCGGGUGAUGCAGAGCACUACAUGUCCAAGGCUAAAGAAACCAUUGAUCAGCUGAAGAACUGCGCGGUGGACCUGAGACAGAUGGGACAACCCAGCGACAACGUGCUCCGGACUUUAGAUAUGUGCAGAGACCAGCUGAAGGGGGUCCACAUGGCCAUGACAGGCAGCCUGAGGAGGAGGAGCACCAGAGGGAGCUCUGGAGGCUGGGAGGAACCUGGACGGAGCUUCCAGGACGCCAUGGGAUGGAUUGCACAGCAGAAGCGUCUGCUUGAAACUGCUUCGUGGGGAGACGAUGCUGCAGCCAUCGACCAGCAGCUCGUCAGCCACCAGAGGUUUCACAACUCCAUCCAGCGGAGCCUCGAGGUGGACCAAGCCAAAGAAGACCUGGUGAGGAAAGGAGACAAGGGGAAUCUUCAUCUUCUGGAACAGGAAUGGGACAGUCUGCAGCAAAUGUCGUUCGGUCGUACCGAGCAGCUGAAUGACCUCAAGCGGCUCAUUCAGGAUAUGUCCAAAGAGAUCAUGUGGGUGAACGACAGGGAGGAGGAGGAGCUGGUGUUUGACUGGGGAGACAAGAACAUCGACCAGUACAUCCCACGGAAGCAGGAGAGCUACUCGCAACUGAUGAGCGCCCUGGAGGACAAAGAGAAGGACUUGAAUAAACUGAAAACCAAAGUGGAUACCGCCCUGAAGAACAGCCAUCCUGCUUCAGACAAGAUUCAGGCUUACCAGGACACUCUGCAGACUCAGUGGAGUUGGUUGCUUCAAAUCACCAAGUGCAUUCAUGUUCAUCUGAAGGAGAAUGCAGCUUACAGCCAGUUCUUCAAAGAGGCCAAUGAGACGUACAGCAUCCUGCAGAAGGAACAUGAGACGGUCCGUAGGAAGUUCACCUGCGACAAGGACACUUCACUGGAAAACCUGUUGGAGCUCCUCAGGGGACUGGAGAGGGAAAAAGAGAAGAUUAAGGAAAACAAGAGGCAGGUCAACCAUCUGGUCAGCCAGUCAAAGAACAUUGUGAGGCUGAAGCCCAGAAACCCUGAAGAGAAGAGCAGCAGCCCCAUCAUCGUCAAGGCUCUGUGUGACUUCAAACAAGACCAGAAGGUGAUCUGUAAGGACAAUGAGGCGAUCCUGAAAGACAACAAUCAGCGCAGUAAGUGGGAGGUUACAGGCCCCGGAGGACUGGACAUGUCGGUGCCCUCUGUGUGCCUGAUCGUACCACCUCCGAACCCACUCUGCGUCAGUCUGGCCAGCAAGAAUGAACAGUACUAUGAGGCCAUCCUGUCCAUCUGGAGUCAGCUCUACAUCAACGUCAAGAGUCUGAUCGCUUGGCAGUACUGUAUGAUUGAUAUCAAAAAGAUCAACUCCCUCACCAUGACCAUGCUCUCCCAAAUGCGUCCUGAGGAGUACCGACAGCUUAUCAAGAGCCUGGAGACUCGCUACGAGGAGUUCAGACUGACGAGCAACGGCUCCCAGAUGUUUACUGACGAGGACAAGAGGAGCAUCGAGAACCAGUUCACCGGAGCCCAGACCCACUAUGACCAGAUGGUGGUGCAGCUGCCUACUUACAGUCAAACGGAGGUAAAGAAAGUGAAAGUAAAAGUGGUCAAGACGGAGCCGUUGAAGAAGGCGAAGGUAUCCUCAACCUCCUCUUCCUUCUCCUCCUCCUCCUCCUCAUCCUCCCGCAGCUUAUCUGAGCUGCAUGCCCUCAGACUCAGGCUGGAGGCUGCAGAGGGCUCGCUGAGUCAGCAUGUUCACAUCUGCCUGGGAGACGACGGUAUCCAAGACUGCGGCCUCAAAAUCACUCAGUUAGAGACGGUGCAGCGUGACAUCGACCUGAUGCGCGAAGAGUACUUACGUCUGAGGGAUCACAUCUUGAAGGAACUGGGGGGCAUGAAUGACGCAGAUAAAGCCCAGUUCCUCCGUAGUGAGAUUGACAUCAUCAACGAGAGACUGGGUGGUUUGGAGAGCGUCUCAUCAUCUUACCUGAAGCGGCUGCAGGCUCUGAGGGACAUGCUGGCAAGCGUGGCUCAAGCUGAAGACAUAGUGAAAGUUCAUGAAGCCAGGCUGACAGAGAAAGAGACCACCUCUCUGUCGCCCAGUGAAGUGGAGGACUACAUGUUGACCCUGAAGAACAUCAAAGCAGAGCUGGAUCAAAAGAGGUCAGUUCUGGCCUCCAUGGAGGCGGCGUUGGCCAACGCCAGCCACUGGAACAGCCAGGUGGGUGGGCAGUUCCACAGGUGUGACAUAAUGCUGUCCAAAUACAACGACCAGGUGAACCUGCUGUCGGACCGCUGGAGACGAAUCGAAGGGCAGAUUGACACCAGACUCCAGGACUUGGAGGUGUAUCAGCCGCAGCUGCAGCACUACAAGCAAACCAGCACCUCCCUGAUUGACUGGAUUGGUGACACACGGAAGAAACAAGACACCAUGCAGGCCACCAAGAUAGAGAGCAUCCAAGAACUGUCAGACCACAUCAACAACCAGAAGUCCCUGAACUCAGAAAUCAAAGCGAAGAGGGAGACAGUCGACAAUGUGCUGAGGGAAAAUGAGACCUGUGUGAAUUCUAUCAAGGACUACGAAACAGACCUGGCCUCUUACACCUCGGGUUUAGAGACUUUACUCAACAUCCCUCUCAAACGUACAAUGCUGAAGUCUCCGUCGAUGGAUCUGAAUCUGGAAGCUACACAGCUGCAAACCCGUUACAUGGAGCUGCUCGCACACUCUGGUGACUACUACAAAUUCCUGGGAGAGCUGCAGAAAAACAUGGAACAGCUCAAGAUUCGUAACACCAGGAUUGACCUGUUAGAGGAAGAACUUCGGCUUCUGAGGGAGAGCAUGCAAGAGCGCAAUGCCAAAAACAAAUCCCUGGAAGACGCUGUUGCCCGUUUCAAGCUGGAGUUGUCCACUGCGCAGGACCAGCUGCUGACGAUGGAGGAGGUGAAGUCAAGCACUGCGCUGCAGAACAGUGCAGCCAUGGACACCGUGGACAAGACUCAGAGCCAGCUGUCAGACCUCAGUGAUGAGGUGGGACGUCUCAACUACUUGCUUGAUGAAGAAAAGAGGAAGAGGAGGCUGGCAGAGGAGCGCUACACCACGCAGCAGGAAGAGUACGACUUGGUGCUGAAGAAGAGGCAGAAGGAGCUGGAGACGGUCAGCAGGUCGAAGAUGGAGGUGGAGAAAAGUGAGGCCACUAAGGACCACGAGCUCGAACAGCUGCGGCGGCAGCUGGCUGAGAUGGCAGCAAGGAUCAAGGAGCUACAGAAGGAGUUGUCAAAGGUAAGGAGCCAAUGCAGUAUGGAGAUCAAUAACAUAAAGCUCAGCUACGAAUCCCAGCUCCAAGUCAGCCACACAGACAUCCAGAGGCUGGCAGCCCAAAGGGAGGAGGACACAUCUGAUCUCCAGCUGCAGUAUGACAGGAUGGAGGCAGAGAGGAGGAAUCUGGAGGACGAGCUCAGGAGGCUCAGGAUGUCCAUGAGCCAGACAGAGGAACAACUGAAUAGAGCAGAAGAAGAAGCCUACAGUCAGCGUGCCAUCAUCACAGAGGAAGGGCGCCGGAGGAGAGAACUGGAAAGUCAGGUGGAGGUGCUGAUCAGGCAGAGAGGCGAGGAAGGCAACAGGUUUGAAGAGGAUCUGGCUGAAGUCAUGAAGAGUCUGCAGGAAAAGAGUGAGGAGCUGACUUAUAUUACACACAGCCUGGAGGAGGAGACUCGCAGGAGGAGAACUAUAGAGGAAGGGAAGGAUGUUCUCGAACAAAGUCUUGCCCAGAUGCAGGUGAAGCUAACCAGUUCAUCAAAGACUGCAAACCAGCUUGGGGAUUGCAAGGAGGAGCUUCAGAAGAUGCGUUUGGAGCUGGACAGGGAGAGCAGGGAGCGAAGCAGAAUAGAAGAGAACAUGAGCAGGUUACAGGGUCGCAUGAAUGACCUCCUGGAAGUGAGAGAUGGGCUGGAGAGCCAAGUGCAGAAUCUGAGGAAGGCUAACCAAGAAGAGGUAUCAAAAAGAAAGCAGGUAGAAAAAGAGCUAGAAAACACCACCAGGGCCAUUACAGAGUACAGCACCACUGUCACCGCUCUACGCCAGACCCAAGAACAUGCCAGCAUGUCAGAAAAGAGAGGAGGAGAAGAGCGUCUUAGGUUGCAGGAGGAGCUGGAGAAAAGCUUGAAACAAAAUAAAACCUCUGCAGAGCGCACGUCACAGCUGAGCGCUGAGAUGAAGGCCCUGCAGCAGCAAAUGCUCCAGGAGCAGGCCAGAGUGAAAGAGGCAAACCUCAGGAAUGAGAGCCUGUAUAAGACCAUAGAGGAGAAGAGUAAGGCACUGAAUGAGUGGUCUGUGGAGCUUGAAAGGCUGAAGGAGAUGACAGAAACCCAGACUAAAGAGAGGCUGAGGAUGGAGGAGGAACUGAGGGCAACACGACAAGAUAAAGAGGAACUCCUGCGAUCCCAACAGGGACGUGAUGAUGAGCUCUCCUCCCAGAUUACCGCCCUGGAGCUGCAGCUGAAGGCCAGUGAACGCAGCAGUGUAGAUUGCCGCAGCCUGGUAUCAGAGCUCUCCUCAGAGAGGGACAAACUCAAGCUGGAGACUGAGCAAAUACAAAAGCAGGCCAUCGAGACAACAGCCACAAUGCAGUCUCUUCAGUCCCAGUACUCUGAGAUUGUGAGUGAGAGAGAUGAUCUUCUGCUCAAACUGCAAUUGUCACAAAAGGACAGAGAUCGCUGUCAAAGACUGGAGGAGGAACUCAGUCGCAUUAAAUUGUCCCAAGACUCUGAUCUUCGCAAUAAGCAACGUCUACAGGAGGAAUAUGAGAGGAUGAAGAGGGAUUCAAGUUACUGGAAGGACCAGUGUGAUAACAAGCAGAGUACAAUUAGGCAGUAUGACUCGGACAAGGAACGUCUGGAAAGGGAAAAGAACUCUUUGAAAAAUGAGAUAGAGAGGCUGAUGAGGGAACUCAGAGAGCUUGAAGAGACGUAUAAAAGCAAGCUGUCAGCAUUGCAAAAAGAGGCGCAAGAGAUGAGUGUUGUCAGAAAAACCAUGGAAACUGAGUUGUCAAGAGCUAGAGAGCCUCCAACCUUGGAUCCAUCCACUUUGGUUUUUGAUGGAGUCCGUAAGCCAGUCACAGAACAGCCAAUAACUGUUCAGGGGCUCAGGAACCAAGUGUCAGUCUUUGAUCUUUUGGAUGCAAACCUUUUAAACCAGUCAGAUAUGGAUAAACUGAGGGAAGGCAGAUUGACAAGCAAGGACAUUGAAGACCGCCUGGGGAGCUACCUGAGAGGUUCCACCUGCAUAGCAGGAGUUGAUGAUGAGAUCAGUGGCAAGGUGAUGUCCAUCUAUCAGGCCAUGAAAGAAGGGCUAUUGCGACCUCAGACCACUCUGGAACUGCUUGAGGCCCAGGCUGCCUCAGGGUUUAUAGUUGAUCCUGUUAACAACCAUUACCUGACCGUCAGUGAUGCCUACAACAAAAGACUGUUUGGGCCAGAGUUUAAGGACAAUUUACUAUCAGCAGAGAGGGCUGUGACUGGUUACAAACUGCCUGGCACAGACAAGAUUAUUUCCCUCUUUCAGGCCAUAGAAAGAGGUCUGGUGCAGAAAGGUCAAGGUAUUCGUCUACUACAGGCCCAGAUUGCCAGCGGUGGUAUCAUUGAUCCUGAACACAGCCAUCGUAUUGAUGUGAAUGUAGCCUACAAAAGAGGUUACUUUGAUCAGGAAAUGAACAAGAUUCUCACUGACCACAAUGCUGAUACUAAGGGUUUCUUUGACCCCAACUCAGAGGAGAACCUUACUUAUCUGGAGCUUAAGGAUCGCUGUAUAAAAGAUAAGAAGACUGGCCUCAUACUUUUGCCUAUCGCGGACAAGAGAGAGUCUACUCUGAAAAACACUCUCAGAAAGAGGAGAGUGAUAAUCGUGGACCCAGAGACCGAAAAAGAGAUGACCGUACGUGAGGCAUAUGACAAAGGGUUUAUUGACUAUGACACCUUCAAGGAGCUGUCCGAACAGGAGUGUGAGUGGGAAGAGAUCACCAUCACUGCUCCAGAUGGUUCUGUACGGUUCCUUAUCAUUGACAAAACGUCUGGAAAACAGUAUGAUAUUACUGAGCUGCUUGAAACAGGAGUAAUUCAUCAAUCAGAUCUAGAUAGGUACCGAUCACGUGCCAUCACUCUUACUGAAUUUGCAGACAUCAUUGGCCACAAGUCCAAACCUGGAUCAUUAUCAUCAUCAUCAACUUCAAGAUCAGCAACAGCCGCAGGUGCAUCUUCAGUGACAUCUUCAGUGACAUCAGCACCGACGUCAAGAACGAGUAUAUCGAGUGUAUCUAUCAGCCUGGCCUCUCCUGCUGAAACAGUGGGUGAACAAGCACCUGUUGGUGCCAUCUUUGACACUGACACUUUAGAAAAGAUAACCAUCACAGAGGCUGUAAAUCGCGAUUUGUUGGAUUCCAUCACAGCUCAGAGACUGCUGGAGGCUCAGGCCUGCACGGGAGGAAUCAUCAAUCCCACAAAUGGCCAAAGGCUCAGCAUCCAAGAGGCCGCUCGUCUGGGCAUUAUAGAUGACGACGUGGCUCCUAGGCUCAGGCCUGCCCAGAAAGCCUUCUUUGGCUUUGAGGAUGUAAAAACCAGGAAGAAGAUGUCUGCCGCUCAGGCCAUGAAGGAGAUGUGGCUGCCAUAUGAGGCGGGGCAGAGGUUCCUGGAAUACCAGUAUGUAACCGGCGGGCUUUAUGACCCAGAAAUAGGUGGUAGAAGAACCUUAGGAGACGCUGUGAAAAUGGGCUGGCUGGAUGAAAGAGCAGCCCAGAAGCUGCAAGAUGUCAGGCACCACGCCAAGAAUCUGACCUGCCCCAAGAGCAAACUUAAGAUCUCUUACAAGGAGGCUCUAGAUAACUGCUUGGUGGAGGAAGGCAAUGGGGUGAAAAUGCUCCAAGCAUCAUCUGUGUCUUCCAGAGGGAUCAGCAGUCCUUACAAUGUCUCCUCUGCCCCGGGAUCUGCCACCGGCUCCAGGAGUGGCUCAAGGCGAGGCUCCCGCAGGAGCAGUGUGGACCUAGGCUCCCCCAACUCUUCAUCAACCGGUCGCUACAGUCAUAGUAGCUUCACCUCCUUCUCCUCCACAUCAACCAAAUAAAUCAAGAAAAGGUUCUGCACAUUCAUGCUCUUUUCUUUCAAAUCAAUCAGUUUGUUAAGAGUAUAACGAUUGUUUAGAGAACAUCUUGUAUGUGUUGUUUAUGAGGAGAAAAAAGUACUACAAAGAUAAUGUUUUCUAACUUCUUCCAUAAUUUUAGAUUUUAGCUUUGGUGUUGCUCUGCUUUUAGAAUGCUACUUUUCAAAUGAUCGAGAAAAUUAACACUACCAAGAUUUUUGUUGUUGUUGUUGUGGAAAUUGACGUUAGUUAUAAUGGCAACCACUUAAAGGUACUCAGAUUUAAAAUAAAGUGGAUGUUACAAUUAUUGGUGCCCCUAAAAUAGACUUAGAAAGAGAAAGGAUUGCCAUAUUCUAUAUUACAAAGUUUUUACAGAUUGUACCUACUCUUUUUUAGGCUUUGUAUUGGCAACAUAUUGGUGUUAUGUUUACAUUUAUUUGUCAUCUGAAAUGCCUGUUUUGUAAAGUGAGGGAUGCAAGGUUUGGUUACACAUAUUGGCUUAGCUUAAUUUUUUUAAUGAAUCAGUUAUUAAUCAUUAGUAUUUUGCUAUGGAGUGCUUCCGGUUUUGUAAUAGCUUCUCAGUAUCUCAAAAUAAAAGCUAAUGUUUGAGUCUAUUGCUCAUAUGGAUUCACGUGUUCUUAUUCAUGCAACACUUUUGAUAGCUACAUCAGAAUCAAAGUCAAUGUGUUGACCAGUAGGCUUUCACAUAUAAGGAACGGUAAAGAAUCUUCCUUGGUAUUAAUGUGCAAUUAAAAUAAUAACAACAAAAAAACUAAGUGCUGCAAAGUGAAGUAACAUAAUUUAAAAUAAAAAUAUGAAAAAAGCUAUAUUUUGAAAAAAUGCACAUAUUUUUGAACCCAAGAGCUUUACAGUUGCUUUCAAAAUUUGCAAAAUGUUGUCAAGAAAUGUGCAAAAUUUCACAUUUCAAAGUAUAAUCUAUACUCAGUUUGUAGGUAUUCUAGUUGUUUUAAGAGCCCAGAAUUUAAAGGGGGCCUUAAUUCUACGACUGUAUUUACUCAAAAGUAUUUUAUCUUCAUAGAAAAACAUACCGUUGUGAAAAUAUUGUUUCAGUUAAAUCAAAUUGGAAGUAAUGUUUAGGCCAGAAAAUGUUGGAAAUGUAGAAAUGUUUUCCCCGAUGAUGAUUGAUUGACCGACAUGCAAGUAUGCCUUGCUUUGUGUUAAAUGUUUGGACAUCUACAGGCUUUUAGCAUUAAAUUAAAUGAUUUGAGGACACAUAACAGGGUGGAUACAUACUUAAUCAAAUAAUUUGUAAAGCUGUUUCUACAGUAGGUAGAUACUUAUCUGGUAAAUCCACUAAGUCUUAUCAAAGGUCUAAUGUGUGUUUGUAUUACAAAUAGUCCAAAAGUUGGUUGAAAUAGUUAUAAAUGUACCAUCUUCAAAAUAAAACAAGUCACAUUGGAGACAGUGGGAUGUGUCUUUGUGCCUUCAAAUUAAAAGCGUAUUCGGGACCUUUAUCAUUUGUUGCUUUGUGUACGCCAGUUUUACUGUCUUAAGAAAGCCAUUCCAGGGAUAAAAUAUUCUGACUGAGUUGAUUAUUUUCUCUCUCUAUACUACAGAUAUUGUCAAAUAAUAAAUACAUCUUAUCCAUUUGUAUUCCAUUACUACCAACCCAGUAUGUUAUGCUUUGCAGCCACUGCAGUGAACCAGAAACAGUCAAACAUGCUGGUAGAAUGUAAGAUGUAUGAUGCUGAAAGAAAGAGACUUCUACAGGAUGGGAAACACAGUU